AUGAGUUCGGAGAGCCUUUUGUUGCAGCAGAUCGGCAACGCUUGCCGUGACGGCUUCCUUAGCGCAGCGGUCGUGGCGGACAUCAAGACCUACUUGGCCGCACCCUUUAGAACGAGCAGCGCUGUUCAUGCUUCCGCUAUCACCGCCACUACUACUACUACUGCUGCUCCCGCUUCACAAGCAGCACCGGCGUUUGGUGUUUCUGGCGCAAUCGGUACUUUUGCUGGCCUUUCAUCCGCCACUGCUUCACAGGUACAACAGCAACAGCAGCGGCUUGCGCUCUUGGGUGCAGUGGGGGAUAGUCCGGCGACUCAGGCUGGUGCACUUGACGUGGUGAACGAGCAUGUGACGCGGGCAAGAUUAAUGCUUAGUCUCCUCGUGCUUUGCGGUGAGCCUGAGCGGUUGGGCGGCGUCAACGACGCGAUAGCGAUCGUCGCAUCGGGUGCAGCCAUCAACAUUCUGCAGUUUAUCAAGGCAGAGGUCUCGCCCGCAGCGUUGUCGCCUCCCAGCCACGGCUCGNUCGGGUGCAGCCAUCAACAUUCUGCAGUUUAUCAAGGCAGAGGUCUCGCCCGCAGCGUUGUCGCCUCCCAGCCACGGCUCGGCCUCCUCCGUCUUCGCCUCGCACGGCAAGUCGAACCCCGUCCUACUCGCCGCGCAGUGCCUCCUGCUGCUCACGCGGCACUUCCAGAUGGAGGAAUCUUUCGUCCGGGAGCUCUGCGGGCUGCUGGAGUUGUUGCUGGAGGAAGUGCGGCGGCACACACACAACACCCCCAUGAACUCGGCGUCGUUUCGCCAGCAUCCAUCUACCGCUGCUAUCUGCGCCGUGACGUGGCUCGUGACGGCAUCGCUUGUGAAUGCCCUGACGGUCUGGAGAAAACUGCGUGA
This is a messenger RNA of Trypanosoma grayi, 885 nucleotides long. RefSeq lists its product as hypothetical. The transcript has a single exon. Lineage: Eukaryota; Euglenozoa; Kinetoplastea; Trypanosomatida; Trypanosomatidae. The record is from RefSeq and is a predicted model, not a curated record. The coding region runs from base 1 to 885 and encodes 294 amino acids.